AUUGGCCGGUGCUCAGCUUUAAUUUAUGCAUUGCAUGCUGUUGAAAUGGGUUAUUAAAAACAUAAUAACUACAUGUUGUAGAUGGUUCUGCGAGUGGUCUGGAGUUGAAGAACUGAAAUAUUUACAGUAGAAAUUAGCAUUUCUGUGCUGAAACUCAGAUUCCUGCCAGAAUAACUUUCAUGUAAAACUAAAAGCAGCCUAAUGUUUAAAAUCGUGUAAAAGCCCUUAAGGUAAGCUGCUAUGGCAUUUUUUAGAUUAGAUUUCACACUUUUUGGUCAGGAUUGAACUCUAGCUAUUUAAAGAGCCAUCUGCAGCAGUUAGAAACUCACAACCCUCCAAGGCUAAGGCCACACAAUGUAACAAAGGAUUCGAGAAAUAAAUAAUUCACAAGGUUAGCCCUUCCUGGGUGUACAGUGACAUCCUGUGUUGUUCAAGAGGACUGUGGAACUUUUAAGGAUCAUUUCUAACAAAACCAUGGUGAAGUUAUCACAGGAUCACACGUACUGCCCAAAUAUUCAUAGGCGGGUUUGUAAAAGUCACACACAUAUGCUCACUGUAUGAAAAUAAAUGACACAAAGCUACGUUUAUAGGGAGUUUUUUCCCCCUGUGUGUAGAGAAUUCACCAGCAGGACGGAGAAUGAGAUUGGAGCAAAACAAAGAAGUAAGAGAGAAUAGCUGUGGAAUACUUGAAACCGGGGUGUUAGAGGAGAUUCUAAACUCUUCACCUUCCCUCUGCACAAAAGAGCUUUAUACCUCUCUGACACAUGAAAGCCAAACUCAACCUGAUAUUUCCUGAUCUGCAACAGGUGAUACCAAAGAAAAUAAGUACUUUUGUGCGUGUUUAAAGGCUGCAAUAUGAUCUCAGUGGGGCAGAAACACAUCGCUCUGCCCAGAUCCCACUCCUCUGGCUGUGGAUAGAAGGGCUGGGAAUGAGAUCCCAUAAGUAUGUAUUAAGUUUAUAAUCCCAGUGAUGCAGGGAAGAGGAAAUGGUAAUCAGAUUUGUCUGUGACACCACAAUUUCAUCCUGCACACUGGCGUGGUUGUUUAGAUUCAAAAAUAGAUGGAAUUUCAUGUAUUCUGACGUCAAAUCAUUGCAUAUCAGUGUAGAGGAUUACUUAAAACACACUCCUUUAAUUAAUUUUUUAUCUUAUAGGUCAAAGAAUAUAUAGAAUACUGCAGAAACGUGUGUGUGUGUGUGUGUGUGUGUUAUUGAGAGCAGCUCGUGAUGUGAGACAGAUGGUCUGGCAGCAGCAUUCUGCACUAAGCUAAUGAAGAGAGCGUGUAUCGUGAAUUUCGGUUCUUUUCUCUUUUCUUAACCACAUUGGUCAUGUGACUCAAGUGUCCCAGCCGCUCACUUCCUUUUAUCUUUUCCUCUAAAAUCCACUGUUAUCAGUCACUAAAGACCUUUACCCUGUUGAGACCAGACACCAAGGAGCUGGGACGGGUCAGAAGUACUUGAAUUAAAACCAGCUCAAUAGAAGCAAGCGGGCAAUCAGCUGUUUGACCCCUCCUGGACCACACAGCACCACAGUCACCAACAACCAAGAGGAACUAACCGCUUGAGGGACCAGAAAGGGCUUUUAAUAAAUGGCUGAUAAACAGAUCAGUUUGCCUGCCAAAUUGAUUAAUGGAGGGAUCGCCGGCCUGAUUGGAGUGACCUGUGUGUUUCCCAUUGACCUGGCCAAGACUCGUCUGCAAAACCAGCAAAAUGGAUCUCGCCUUUAUACCAGCAUGUCAGAUUGCCUUAUUAAGACCAUCAGGUCAGAGGGGUACUUCGGGAUGUAUCGAGGAGCUGCGGUGAACCUAACGCUAGUCACACCAGAGAAAGCCAUUAAAUUGGCUGCUAACGACUUCUUCAGGCAUCACCUCUCUAAGGAUGGAAAACUCACUCUGCUCAAAGAGAUGCUGGCCGGGUGUGGGGCAGGUACAUGCCAGGUUAUUGUAACAACUCCUAUGGAGAUGCUGAAAAUCCAGCUUCAGGAUGCUGGAAGGCUUGCUGCUCAGAGGAAGCUCAUGCCGGAGACGGUGGCUGCAGGCACCGUGGAGACCAAGUCCCCCACAGCCAUGCAGCUAACCAGACAAUUACUGAGGGAAAAGGGCAUAGCUGGGCUUUAUAAGGGCCUCGGUGCCACAUUGCUCAGGGACGUUCCUUUCUCCAUCAUCUAUUUCCCCCUUUUUGCCAACCUGAAUAACUUGGGCAAACGGGGCGCCGAGGGCCCAGCUCCUUUCUACGUGUCGUUUGUCUCCGGCUGCGUUGCAGGAAGCACAGCGGCCGUUGCUGUCAACCCCGUUGACGUAAUAAAGACUCGGCUGCAGUCCCUGAACCGAGCGAGCACAGAAGACACGUACAGUGGAGUGACCGACUGCAUCAGGAAAAUCAUGCGCAACGAGGGUCCGGCGGCCUUCCUGAAGGGAGCGUACUGUCGAGCCCUGGUCAUUGCACCGCUGUUCGGCAUUGCACAGGUGGUAUACUUCCUGGGCGUGGGGGAAUUUAUCCUCAGCUUCUUGCCUAAAAAAGACAACUAAGAAGCCCCUUCUUUCUGCCUUCCCUCCCACGAUGCAUCACUUCAACUACAUGAGAAUUCAUCUUAUUCUUGAGAAAGUUAAUUAUUUUUUUGAGGUUGAUGAAUGACCAGUUAUUGUUUUGUUUUUUUAAUUUGUUGUGUUGAAUGUUCAAAAAGUUCAGAAGGGAGCCUUUGUUUGCCAAGAUGCCUGUGGUGGCACACAAGUUUCCAGGAGGCAGGCUCAGCUACAGAAGCUCUCUGGAAACCAAGCCACAAAUAUCAGACUACAAGAUAUUUUUGUUGUGUUUUUGAAGAUGAUUGUUGUGUCUUUUAAUCAGACGUGCUGCUCUUGGCUGCUGCAGUCCUGCAAGUGCUGAUUAUUUUUUAGAAGUUGAGCAACAUUUUAUUGCCAGAGAAUCCCUUGGUGAAAUUGUGACUUGGCGUUUUAAAUUGGCGGUUAAUAGCACAAUCUUCUGUUAGGAGGAUAUUUGAGAAGUUCAAAAAAUGCAGACUGUAUGUCUGAGAAGAUGAAAUGGCUGCAACUGGAGAAAAACAAGCCUUAAGAGGCUGUUUCGGUCCCUGGCAACGUGUUGAUGUGAGACCAGCACAAUCCCUCUGAUCUUUCUUCAGAAGCCACUUCCCUUCCUGUACAGUAAGUGGUUGUAAUGAACUCAGCCUUUCAGCUCAGAGCAGGCUUUGAUUGCCUUGGCUUUUUAAGUAGAUCAGGUUCCAUCUGAUAUUUAGCACGGCCACAAUGGUUGGACUGUUUUACCUCUGAACGACGUCUUUGUUUCCUGGUUACGAACCAGACGGAAGAAAACUGCUUACACGAUCACCAAAAGCAGCUGUCUUUUUGUUUUUGGUCAGAACCCUUGCACAUCUGGCCAGACUCCACUCAGUGAGGUCACAGCUGGAGUUUAUGCAUCUUCAUGUGAUGGGAAACGCCCGCUGUGACAUGACUGACCAAAGCCUCGUCUUGAGUUCAGAGCGCCCUGGCAGUUUUCGGCUCUGUUUGGGAACAGCUGAGGAAUGAAAUCUCUAAAAAAAGGCAAAUUAUUAUUAAAUAUUCUGUCUUGCGGUGCAUCCGUGUGCAUCGUGGAGCCAGUUUUUCUCCUUUGAUGCAAACAUAUGAUUUUUAUUUGUUUACAGCAGAGUUAUCGCUAGACUUAAAGCUUUGUCCAAACUUGAAUUGAGUCGCACGACCCCAAAGAGCAAACAAAACUCUGUCUUCAUCUGAAAAUCUAAUUGUUGUGUUCUCAGUGUUGUCUGAGUUUUACCAAAUGUAUCUUUGCUGAUUUGCUUUAGAUGGGUUUGUUUGCGUUAAGCUUCCAAGGGGAAAAAUAGAAAACACCGAAGCCCUGCUAUUGAUUCAUCCCACCGGAGAUCAAGGUGACUUUGAUGUUUAUCAUCCAAUCACAUUCCUUCCUUGCUCCCACUGGUCAAGCAGCUCUUCGGUGGUCCUGUGCAACUUUUUGGUGUAAUAUUCGUGGGAGUGAGCUUUUAUUUAUCGAUAUUUCUUUCUUAGAUCUUUGUAUAUUUGUACGUGUUGUGUUUUUGUUUGUUUCUGUGUCAAAUAGUCCACUUUAUCUAGAUUGUACAUAUGCAGAUGAAAUGAGUUUUCUGUUAGAUUUUAUUGUUUUGUACAUGAUGGCUGUUUUGCACACCUACCUCCCCCCUUCAGCUCAUAUCGUAGUGAUUUUAUGUUAUGAUGUGGAGAGAAAAAAAAGAAGGAACAGAAAUGAAACUAUGAAUAUAAAUGCAGCAGAUGUUUUUGUUUACUGAACGCCAAGGGGAACACUAGUGUAGAUCUUUGAUGGUUCUGCUGGAGGUGCCAUCUCUCGUGUUAUCGGUAAAACCUGCAGUUUUCUUCUGUUUAAUUAUAGGACCAAACGAUAAAUCUUAUUGCUGAUCGUUCACAGCGAACAUUUAGCUACGCUCGUAGAAACGGACUGAACUGAGAUGCUCGGUAGAGUUUGUGUUAAUGCUUCUGUCUGAAUGGUGCUUCUUUUCCACGACGUAGCCGCAGAACGACAGCGACUGCACUAAGAACCGAGGCUUCACUGCCUGAAUGUGAGAUAAUCUUCGUGUUGUCUUACUGUACCUGAAAGCCAUAGUCAGGGAGGGACCAACACCGUCCGAUGAUAACGGCUAAAGACAACAGCAAAACGACUCUCCCACUCAUGUGAGCUUCUUGUAUUAUUUUUGAUUUACAUUCCAACCUGAUCCACGCCUACUUUUUGUGUUAUUGAGAUUAUUAGGAUUUUAUUUUUUAACCCUCAUCCCUUCUACACUGUCUUCAGAUCAGUUUUUAUAGUUGAAUCCUGAAAGUGUUUGGUUUUAAUUCAGCUGUGACUUUGUGCAUUUGGUUUUGUUUGUGCGUGUGUUUGUGUGUGUGUGUGUGUGUGUGUGUGUCUGACCGUGUGGUGCCGUAGUUGAUGUGUAGUUGUUGUUAGAGUUACACUCAGAUAUUUUUCCUCUUUACUCCCUCUGUGUUGGUACUCGACCUGGCAUCCAUCAGAGUGCGGAUCAUUGCCGAGGAGGUUUAUUUUAAACACCAAAAGGAUGACUUAGAGUGUACACUCAAAGAAAGCACAAAGGACUAUUAUUAUUAUUGUUAAGACAACACUCUUAAUAAUAUCUGAAUACUGUAGGGAGCUCGGUGUUCUAAGAUUUAUUUCUGAGUGACCCUUUUUGAUCAUAUUUAUCUGUGAAACCAGAGGGCUGAGACACACCCACACAAUGGUGUCCACUAUGUUAACCCUCAGCAGUAUAGCCACAAAAAUGUAAGUUGCCUAUAUGCAUCAGAUAUAAGAAUGUAACUUAGAUAUUAUGAGAUGUAUUAGAAUUAUUGUGAAGAGUUUAUUACAUAUUCAUCUAAUGAUUUGUGCUUUAAAUGUUCACUGAAAUUUAAAAUAAAAAUUCACAAACCAGCUUACUGUUAUGCAAUAAGUAGAAGCCACACACAGAUGCACACAAAGUAAAGAUGAGACACGUAACAUCACACAGUGUAUGACUAGUGCAGCCAGGAAGCUUAGAGGUCUUUUUGGGGCCCUGAGCUCACCUCACAGCCCCCCAUUCUCUUCCUCCAAGAGGAAUCGUGCAGUGAAAAGCACUUUAAACAAAUGAUAUACACUCAACAAAAAUAUAAACACAACACCAUUGUUUCUGCUCCGGUUUUUCAUGAGAUGGACUUAAAGAUCUAAAAUUCAUUCCAGAUACACAAUAUCACCAUUUCUCUCAAACAUUGUUCACAAAUCAGUCUAAAUGUGUGAUAGUGAGCAUUUCUGCUUUGCUGAGAUAAUCCAUCCCACCUCACAGGUGUGCCACAUCAAGAUGCUGAUCCGACAUCAUGAGUAGUGCACAGGUGUACCUUAUACUGCCCACAAUAAAAGGCCACCCUGGAAUGUGCAGUUUUGUCUCACAGCAAAAUGCCACAGAUGCCACAAGCACUGAGGGAGCGUGCAAUUGGCAUGCUGACAGCAGGAAUGUCAACCAGAUCUGUUGCUCGUACAUUGAAUGUUCAUUUCUCCACCAUAAGCCGUCUCCAAAGGUGUUUCAGAGAAUAUGGCAGUACAUCCAACCGGCCUCACAACCGCAGAUGACGUGUAACCACACCAGCCCAGGACCUCCACAUCCAGCAGGUUCUCUUUCAAGAUCGUCUGAGACCAGCCACUCAGACAGCUGCUGAAACAAUUGGUUUGCAUAGCCAAACAAUUUCUGCACAAACUGUCAGAAACCGUCUCAGGGAAGCUCAACUGCAUGCUCGUCGUCCUCAUCAGGGUCUUGACCUGACUCCAGCUCGUCACCGUAACAGACUUGAGUGGGCAAAUGCUCUAAUUCAAUGGCGUCUGGCACGUUGGAGAGGUGUUCUCUUCAUGGAUGAAUUUCGGUUUACAUUGUUCAGGGCAGAUGGCAGACAGCGUAUGUGGCGUCGUGUGGGUGAGCGCUUUGCUGAUGUCAGUGUUGUGGAUCGAGUGGCCCAUGGUGGUGGUGGGGUUAUGAUAUGGGCAGGCAUCUGUUAUGGACAAAGAACACAGGUGCAUUUUAUUGAUGGCUUGUUGAAUGCACAGAGAUACCGUGAUGAGAUCCUGAAGCCCAUUGUUGUGCCGUACAUAGAUGAACAUCACCUCAUGUUUCAGCAAGAUAAUGCACGGCCCCAUGUUGCAAGGAUCUGUACACAAUUCUUGGAAGCUGAAAAUAUCCCAGUUCUUGCAUGGUCAGCAUACUCACCGGACAUGUCACCCGUUGAGCAUGUUUAGGAUGUGCUUGACCGGCGUAUACGACAGCGUGUACCAGUUCCCACUAAUAUCCAACAACUUCGCACAGCCAUUGAAGAGGAGUGGACCAACAUUCCACAUGCCACAAUUGACAAUCUGAUAAACUCUAUGCGAAGAAGAUGUGUUGCACUGCAUGAGGCAAAUGGUGGUCACACAGAUACUGACCGGUUCUGAGUCCCCAGACCCCCAAUAAAGCAAAAAACUGCACUUUCCAGGGUGACCUUUUAUUGUGGGCAGUAUAAGGUACACCUAUGCACUACUUAUGAUGUCAGAUCAGCAUCUUGAUGUGGCACACCUGUGAGGUGGGAUGGAUUAUCUCAGCAAAGCAGAAAUGCUCACUAUCACACAUUUAGACUGAUUUGUAAACAAUGUUUGAGAGAAAUGGUGAUAUUGUGUAUCUGAAAUGAAUUUUAGAUCUUUAAGUCCAUCUCAUGAAAAAUCGGAGCAGAAACAAAGGUGUUGCGUUUAUAUUUUUGUUGAGUGUAUAUACUCCCUUGUCACGCUGUCAAUCUGCAAAGCCUCUGUGACAGAGAGCGUUUAUGUGGUGAAUGGCACAGUUGUUUGCAAUGCAAUGGGAAAAGAAAACAAUUGUUUCUUGUCACAACUUACUGUUCAAUAAACUGACUGUCCUCAAAUUGA
Messenger RNA from Nothobranchius furzeri (turquoise killifish), 7420 nucleotides. Lineage: Eukaryota; Metazoa; Chordata; Actinopteri; Cyprinodontiformes; Nothobranchiidae. The record is from RefSeq and is a predicted model, not a curated record.